CUAGAUCCCUCCCUGGUGCCACGGCAGCCGAGUGUGCGUCAAAUCUAAAGAAAAUCUACACAGUACAAACAGUACAGAUAUUCUGGAGUGUAUACAAUAACAUCCCUCCUGUGACUAGCCUGCCUUUGAGAUGUAGUUAUCAUUUAAUGAGAGGAGAGAGGCGACCACUUUGGGAAGAGGAGAGUAAUGCAAAGGGUGGUGUAUGGAAGAUGAAAGUCCCCAAGGACAGCACGUCCACAGUUUGGAAAGAGUUGUUGUUAGCAACUAUCGGGGAACAGUUCACAGACUGUGCCGCAGCAGAUGACGAAGUAAUAGGAGUUAGUGUCAGUGUUCGUGACCGAGAAGAUGUCGUCCAAGUCUGGAAUGUAAAUGCCUCUUUAGUGGGUGAAGCGACUGUUUUAGAAAAGAUCUAUGAACUUCUGCCCCACAUAACUUUUAAAGCAGUAUUUUAUAAACCCCAUGAAGAGCAUCAUGCUUUUGAAGGUGGACGUGGAAAACACUAAUUGCACUCUGUAAAGAAUUCUUUGUCCUUUGCUGAUUGGUUUUGGAAACGGUCUUAACAGGAGGGAGAGUGAAGAGAAGACUUGCCGAAGCCUGAUGCUGGUCAAUUUAGAGUGGGUUUCUGUCCUUGCAGAUUGGGCAAUUAGGACUCAAAAUAGCAGGUGGGGUGGGGGGAUAUUGUAUGGGUUUCUACAGUCACAAUUACUUGCUUUUUAAAAAAAAAUUUUUUUUUUUGGCUUUCUAAAUUCUCUGUUCUUUUCACUCUGAUUUUUUUUUUUUUUUGCCCUUUAAAAUUCCUUAUUCAGUCUAAUUAUUGUUUUCUACACUCCCUUUCACUGAGGCUCAAGAAAUUGGUUUCCCUUUAAGUAGCUCUGCUGUACCUAGCUAAUGAGAAUAUGCAUAGUCGUGACAAUGCUGCUUUUCAAAACCACACUGUACGAGGAGGAAUACUAGCUUGGUGAAACCUGUCUUCUGAUUAUUUGUUGUGACACAUUCCUACGUACUAUGAGCUGGGCAUUGUUUGUUUUCUGUCCCAGGGAAAAGAAAAACCAUACUUAGUCUGAUCUUGCACUGACAGCAUACACACAUCUUUUAUUUUUUCUUUUAAAAACUUUUUUUUUUUUUAGCAAUAAGAAGAAAAUAAUAGUUGGGUUACCUAACAUGAAAACUAUAAUCACAGUUUAGUAUCAGGAUAUAAAGCAAACUGUAGUUAUUUGGACCCUCUGUAGAAAUAUUGCUAAUCAGAAUUUCAAUUUGGCCUUUUCAAUGAAAGCCUUAGAGUAGUAGCAAGGAAUUUCUCCCAAUAGGAAACCUAAUAUUUCUGAUUUAAAGUGGAGAUGGUAUUUUACUUGUUUGAAUUAGUUUCUUCCAAAGUUCGGGUGUGUUUAUCCACUUAGGGCUUUCCAAAUCAAUUCUAACACAUUUUGAUCAGUGAUCCCCUUUUCCUACUCAUACUGAGUGUCAUUUCUGAUCAUCGACAGUCCUCUAACUCGGGCAGCUCUCCCCACCCUUUUUUAUUUAGCAGCAGGAAAUUAAAUCUCUUUUUUCAGGAUGAAUGUGAACAUUCACAAAGUUGAACUUUGAGUGCAUUCUGUCCAUAUUAAUUGUUGAAAUUGCUGGUAUAUAUUGUAUUAUGCCACCAAAGAAAUACUGGUUUUAGCAGAAGAAAACAGCCACCCUCUGAACAUUGAAGCUUGCUCAGAAAGUGCUGAUGUCUCUCUGUUGACCCUGCCAAACCUCUGGCUGCUUUUGCCUGAUACAGGGCAGGGCCAUUUGAAGAGGGUUCCUCAGGUUGGCUUGCCUUUGGUGUCACAAGAGCUAGCGCAUGCUUAUGCUUUUUCCAAAAGGGUGGUACACUCAGAACUUCAUUGUUUCCAGGAUCUUUAAUUCCUCUUGCAGUGCUGGCCAGCAGAGAGAGGUGGGGCUACUUGAAGCUUCUAACAUGUGUUUGUAAAUAAAGUUCUUCAUUCAAAUAUUUUAAAGGACUUUCAACAAUAUCUAUUUAUAAAAGUCAUGCCCUUCACUUGAAUUACUAACCACAUCAACCAUAAUAAUCAUCAUAAUUCUUUUAAAUUUUUUUUCUCAAAGAGUAUCUUCAGUGACUUCAGAAAUGAGAAUAUCAGGCCCAUUUAGCAAAAGGCUGGGAAUUUUUUCUCCAAAAGUUGUACUAACAUUCAAUUUGUUUUAAAAUUAUGACUCAAGGAUUUUUUAAAAAGUAUUCUGAAUAUGAACUAAAUUUUUUUAAUAUAAAUAUUUUUCUGAUAGAUAAAAAGAUAUAAUUCACUUCACUAUAAUUGUCAUAUAUAUUUCCAUAAGUAAAUGGAUUUUGAAGUAUUUUUAUUUUUUGAACUUUAUUUAAAGCAUUUGUGAUGACAUGUUCAACUUUUGCAUGUAUGUAGCCUUUGAAGUAUGUAGUCUUUGAAGUAAAAAUAAAAUAAAUAGGAAUGUUAGGUUCACAUUAAUGCUUUCUAGUUUCUAUUGUUUAUGAUCAUGGAACAUGAACAGAUUUUGUCCCAGUGAACUUCUGCAACUAUUUCUGACCCCUUGGAAAAUACCAACUGUGAGAAGGAUUUAAUUUGCCUAAUGUUAAAUACCUAUUAUCUAAACUACUUUUAAGAGAGGAUUUUGUCAGAUUUUUCUUUGGAAAUUGUUUUAAUUGAAUAUUUAGUCAUAAUAGACUUUGUAUGAACUAAGCUGAUUUAAUCAGUUUAAAAACCUCUCAUUAGCGUCUUAGAUUAAAGAAGCUAAUACACUUUUGAGAUACAAGGAAAUAUUUUGUGGGGCAUGUGACUUUUGUAUUAGGGCAGUUUACCCAUCUUGGCCAAUGCUGGGGCAAGUGUGAACCUCCAGUAGAAUUCUGGUCUUUUCAGCCAAGUCCUUACAGGUGCAGCCCUUGUGCUCUCCACAGCGAGCCAUGCAGAAACCAAAGCGCUCACUUUCUUGUCUUUGUAAUUCCUUAGGGUCUGUGAUACAGAGCCAGGAAAUCUAAUUGUCACUAAUAUGCUUUCUCUCCUCCCAUUAUUCCCUAGAUUUUCAUAUCACAGGCACUUGCUUACAUUGGGAACAUUACACUCAUUAAAUAAGGACAAGUAAUACCCAUUUAAAGUAACUUGUCUGUAUUUUGACUUUUGUAAGCACGUUCUCAAGUGCUCAAUUAGUUUUAAGGUUUCCUCUUUUUCCCCAACUUUUCCACAUUUCUGAAAUGAGGGUAUAGUUUACAAAAAACAUGUACAUUUAAUAUAAUGUUGCUAUUAGAUCCAUGGUACACUUGGAGAAAAAACUUGAAAAGGAAAAUACAACUCUAGUAAACCCUAAGUAAGAUUAAGUUGACUCUGACCUUCUCACCCCUCUUCUUGAACUUAGCUCAUGUCUGCAUCAUACACAGUCACGAGGCUUUAUAGCUCAUAGAAACUUUAGAUAUAAUUGGGUCCAGUAGACAUAAUAUACAAUCUACCAGCUGAGCCUUAGCCGAUCUUGCCCCUUGUUAAAGACGUAGGGCUAGCAAGUCCCAGGGUUGGGGAUUGAGGGCCACAAGCUAUGUCCCAGUGCAGGCUCUUAAGUGGAGGACACUCAAAGUCUGUCAACCUAACUUUCCCAAUAAGUCACCCUGAUCAGGCACUAAAUUUCUGAUCCAGUCCUGCUGCUGAUAUGUCUACAUAUCAGACGUCCUCUUUGUCAAUAGUUCCUCUUUCUCUCCCUUUCUCUCUCUCUCUCUCUCUCUCUGUGACUGAAGUGGCAUUAGAGUUUGGAGUUUGAAAAUAACCUUGCUAUGACAGGAGGUGGGCUUUUGCUGUUAGAUGCUCAACUCUUAGAGUAUCCCAACUUUUGUCCUUCCACAAAACUGACAGCAUUUGGAACGAUCACAUGGUGGCGCUGCCUUCCAGCCAACAGUUCUGGCUCAGCGACUGAAUUUAUCCAGCUAUGUUUGUGGAAUUAUUUUAAGAUCCUACUGCAUUUUGCUCUUAUCCUUUUAUAAAAAUUUGACUAGAAAAUGUAAAAAUGAAACUUGGCGAUAAGAUAUUUAGCUCUCAUACACCUAAUAAAAAUGUGUUAAAGAUAGAACUCUCCAAAUGUGCUUUAAAACCUCCCAUCUUAGGCUCUAUUGGCCCUAUAGCAUUUGUGAAGAGAAAGAAUAAAAUAAACUAACAUAGAGGAAAUAUUUCAACAAUAUUAUGCCCAAAGAGAGAAAAUUAGGGUUUUUUAGCUUUCUAAAUAUGGAACUUUCUUUUAAAAAUGUAAGUCUAUCCAUCACCCUCUCUAUAUUUUAUGUUUCUAUAAGAUUUCACUCAUUACAAAUGAAAGUAGAGGACUGCCUGUAUAUUGCUUAUUUCUUAAAAUAAUACAUUGAGAUCAGUUGAAAUUACUCAAGAGUUUUUGGUGGCUCAGGAUUGUAAAAAGCCUGGAUAAUUGUCUCUACAGCUGGGAGGAGUCAGAGGGCGAAGAGGAAAAAGAUAGGGUCCGAGGUGCAAUGAAGAGUCCCUUAGCAGUUAGAGUGGGUUCCCCCUUUACUUCUCCCAAGAAGAAAAACAUGUCAAAUAGAUCCCUUACACAUCGGACUAUACUGCUCUGGUUUUGUUUUCGAUUAUUUUUACAUAUGCUUUCAAAUCUAAGAACACCUCUGAUUUAGGUUAACCCAUUGAGGCCAAAAGUCACCAUCUUGUGUUCUAGAGAUUCUUUUAUGUUACCAGUAUGACUCCAUUAAAAAAAAACAACAACAGAAAAACUAGGGACUCUAAGAAUUUUAGAGCAAAAGGGACCUUCGAGAUCAUCUACCAGGGAUUCUCAGCCCUUAGCAUGCAGAAGAGUCACUCAGGUGCUUCCUUAUGCAGAUUUCUCAAUCCCAACCAUAGAAGUCUGGGAGGAUUAGACACCUGCAUUUUUAGCAAGCGCCCCAGUGACUCUAAUGCUGAGGGGGCUCAGACCUCUCUUUGGGAACCCCUGAUUUUUUCAAUCUCCACAUAUGACAAAUUAGUAAAGUCCCCUCCCCACUCCUCAGCUCUCUCAGGUGACCUGUUGUGAAUAUAUAAUAUCAACAAUCUUAUGAAGGCUGGAGAAAGCCAUUACUACUGCAACUUAAGUCGAUGAUGCUCUUAAAUAAAAGCUUUAUGGCUAAGACCACAGCAGUCAUAGAAGCCCAUCUCUGGAAGUUCAUCAUGUAAAGUCUUUAAUACAGAGUGGUGGCUUUUCUCUUUUCUAAAUACCAUUUCUGCCUUUUAAGAGAAAAGAAAUUAAUGUUCAGAAAAAAGUAGUUACUCCAUAUGUGCAGUAACUACUUUUCUAUAAUGUCUUAUGGCAUCAGGGGUUCAGCAUCAUUGAACAAGAUUAAAUGAAUGUUAUAGAGCUAUAAAAUUGCAUGUAAAAUAACGCAAAACUGUUCCAGUGACUAUCAAAGUAGCCUGGGAAUGAAUUUCCACUAAAAUUAAUUGUCACUUUCUAAACGUAGCUUAGUAAAGCUUUUACCAAACUGGAGGGAUCCUUUAAUACUUAGAAGUGUCAAAGAAAUUAAAUAAGUAUUCCCUAACCCAUGUGAAUAAUAAGCACAAGUCAUUGUGAAGUCGAUAUUUUUUGUUCAUCAUUACGAUCGAAAUUUAGAGUCCCAUUGUAUAUGUGUGUGUUGACUUUACCUUAUUAGAAUAUCCAAUAAAAUAGCCUGUGGAUAUUCUAUGCUCUUGUGUCCUUCAGAAAUCAUGAGGUUGAAUAAAUCUGUGUUAAAUGUUUUUGUUUGGGAUGCGACCUGAAAAAAGUUAUCAACUCAUUUAAUGAAAUGCAAUAUUUCUUUAUGAAAACGUCAACUUAUAUUGAGGUCAGAUAAUUUUUCUUGAUCUUUUAUUUUUAAAUAAGUCUUUAUUUGGGAUUUAGUAACGUGUCAAUUUUGCAUUAUA
Carlito syrichta (Philippine tarsier) is the source of this 5882-nucleotide messenger RNA. RefSeq names its product eukaryotic translation initiation factor 4E family member 3 (gene EIF4E3). Gene Ontology annotation, biological process: translational initiation. The record is from RefSeq and is a predicted model, not a curated record. Gene Ontology annotation, molecular function: RNA 7-methylguanosine cap binding; translation initiation factor activity. Lineage: Eukaryota; Metazoa; Chordata; Mammalia; Primates; Tarsiidae. Gene Ontology annotation, cellular component: eukaryotic translation initiation factor 4F complex. The coding region runs from base 147 to 503 and encodes 118 amino acids. The transcript is spliced from 6 exons.